Molecule: messenger RNA, 1032 nt
Organism: Auxenochlorella protothecoides
Lineage: Eukaryota; Viridiplantae; Chlorophyta; Trebouxiophyceae; Chlorellales; Chlorellaceae
Product: 3-hydroxyisobutyryl-CoA hydrolase, mitochondrial
Exons: 8
Coding region: 1-1032 (343 amino acids)
Biological process (GO): L-valine catabolic process
Molecular function (GO): 3-hydroxyisobutyryl-CoA hydrolase activity
Source: RefSeq, a predicted model, not a curated record
AUGUCGACCUCCACCAGCUCCGACGAGAUCCUGCACGAGGUCACCAAUGGGGUGGCCAUAGCUACCCUGAACAGACCAAAAGCUCUCAAUGCCCUCAACACAAACAUGGCAUUCUGCGCCGGGGGCGAUGUUAAACAGGUGGCGCAGCGAGCGAUGGCCGGCGACACGCAGGCGGGGUCUGACUUCUUCCAGACCGAGUACCUGCUGGACCACCUCAUCCACACCCUGCGCAAGCCCCACGUGGCCCUCAUCGACGGCAUCACCUUUGGCGGCGGGGCCGGGGUUUCGGUGCACGGCACCUUCCGCGUGGCCACGGAGAGGACCCUUUUUGCCAUGCCAGAGUGCGCCAUUGGCCUGUACCCCGACGUGGGCGGCUCCUUCUACCUGCCCAGGCUGCCGGGCGGGACAGGCCUGUACAUGGCCCUCUCCGGCGCACGGCUCAAGGGAGCGGAUGUGAAGCAUGCCACGCUGGCCACACACUACCUCCCCUCUGCGCUGCUGCCGGAGCUGGAAGCGGCCAUCCAGGGGCUGGGGCAUGGGGCCUCCAAGCAGAGCAUCGGCGAGCUGCUGGACAGCUUCCAGGCUCGCACACAAGUUCCAGCCGGGGAGCUGGCCGCCCAGAGGCGGGACAUUGACGCCGCAUUUGUUGGGCGGAAAAGUGUGGAGGAGGUUUAUGCAGCACUGGAGCAACAUGCUAACCAGACCUGGGCAAGGGGGGUGCUCCACCUCAUAUGCAAGGGCUCUCCCACGAGCCAGAAGGUGACCUUUGAGCAGUUGAGGAGGGGCGCCGCUCUCCCCAACCUGGCCCAGUGCCUGUCGAUGGAGAAUCGCAUGGUGCACAACGUUCUACUGAACCCCAGGAGCGACUUCGUGGAGGGUGUGCGGGCGAUGCUCAUAGACCGGUGCAACAAGCCGCAGUGGAACCCAGCCACGCUCGCAGAGGUGACGGACGAGUAUGUGCAUUCCUUCUUCGAGAGGCCAGCAGGCAUUCCCGACCUCAACCUUCCCACACACGGCAGUGCAAAGCUCUAG